AUGCCUCUUUCCAUCCUCAUCAGCGGCGCAGGGAUCGCCGGCACGGCCCUCGCCUUCCGGUUAUCCAAGCUCGGCCACCGAGCCACCGUGGUAGAACGGUUCCCCCAUCUGCACGCGAGUGGCCUCCAGCUUGAUCUCCGCGGCGAUGGCAUCCAGAUUCUUAGGCAGAUGGACCUUGAAGACGUCUUCCGUGCACACGCUGUCCCUGAACAGGGGAUCCAGCUUGUUGACAGCGCAGGACGGCAGCGAGCAUAUUUCCCGGCCAGAAACCAUCGAUCCGGCCCCGUCUCGCAGGCGUUCACCAGCGAAUGGGGGAUCAUGCGAGGCGAUCUGUGUCGGAUCGUGUACCAAGCAGCCCAGGACAGGGUCACCUAUAGAUAUGGAACGUCGAUCGAGAGCUUCGAACAAGACAGCGACGAAGUGGUGGUCCAUCUCUCCGACGGGACCACGGGCAGCUUUCACCUGCUGGUCGGCGCCGAUGGCCAGGCAUCUCAGACUCGUGAGAUGAUGCUGCGCGGAACAGGGCAUGCAGAGCCCUUUCACUCGCUAGACGGCUAUACCGCCUAUUUCACGAUCCCCUGGACGCCGUUCACUAUCGGAUCCUCUCGCUGA
Molecule: messenger RNA, 612 nt
Organism: Penicilliopsis zonata CBS 506.65
Lineage: Eukaryota; Fungi; Ascomycota; Eurotiomycetes; Eurotiales; Aspergillaceae
Exons: 1
Coding region: 1-612 (203 amino acids)
Molecular function (GO): FAD binding
Source: RefSeq, a predicted model, not a curated record